Molecule: messenger RNA, 1083 nt
Organism: Oppia nitens
Lineage: Eukaryota; Metazoa; Arthropoda; Arachnida; Sarcoptiformes; Oppiidae
Product: hydroxylysine kinase-like
Exons: 4
Coding region: 1-1083 (360 amino acids)
Molecular function (GO): amino acid kinase activity
Source: RefSeq, a predicted model, not a curated record
AUGACUACUCGUCCACCAAAUAAUUUAGAUUAUGUCAAACAAUUGGCAAAACGUCUCUACAAUAUUGACAUUAAUUACAUUAAAGAGCUGAUCAGUUAUAAUGAUCGCAAUUAUCAUUUAAUAACAAACGAGUCGAAAGAGUUUAUAUUGAAAAUUAAGAAUCAAUUGGAAUCUAAAAAUAGGGAUCAAAUUGAUGCCAUCAACGCAUUUAUACUACAUUUACAUAACAAUGGUUUCAAAGUGACAGUUCCUAUGGUUAAUACAAACGCUGAAUAUAUGUCAUAUACAGACAUACCAACUGAUGGCGAGUUGGAUCAAAUCAAUGGACAAAAAUCAUAUGCUAUUAUACUGAUGAAGUAUAUACCGGGAAAACCACUCCGAUAUGUACCGUUCACACCAACAAUAUUGACUGAAUGCGGACUAAUGUUGGCAAAGAUGACAAUUGCACUCAAGGACUUUGAAAAUAUGUCAUUAAAAGAGCGACAAUUUCCGUAUAGUUUGUUGAGAUCAGUGGAUAGCAGACAAUAUAUAACUGAUGUCAAAGACUUAAAUGAUAGACAACUUAUUAAUGAAUGUUUAGAUCAAUUUGAAAGUUUAGUCUUAUUGAGAGUACAUGAGCUAAAAUAUGCUUAUAUUCACGGAGAUUAUAAUGAAUUUAAUAUAAUUGUUGACAAAACUGUGGGGGACAGGGAUGAUGAUACUGAUAAUGAAUAUCAUAUGACCGGACUUAUAGAUUUUGGUGAUGCCGAGUACGGACCCCGGGUUUUUGAUUUGGCUGUAUAUCUUGCCUACUCUUUGCUAAUGUUUACGGCCGGACCACAGAUACUGGCGCCCGGGUUUGGACUGAAAGGCUAUAUGCAACUCAUAGACUUAGAUACUAAUGAAUUGGAUGUACUUUAUUACUGUAUAAAAGCGCGUUUAUGUCAAUCACUGGCUACCGGUGCGCAUUUUUACCAAUUGGAUCCAAACAAUACAUAUGUAUUGUCAUCCCAAGAGACCGGUUGGCCAGCACUCAGAGCACUACAUGAUUGUCAACCAAAAGAUAUACUUAAUAAAUGGCUUAAUAUUGAUGAAUAUAUUUAA